Molecule: messenger RNA, 5881 nt
Organism: Pezoporus flaviventris
Lineage: Eukaryota; Metazoa; Chordata; Aves; Psittaciformes; Psittacidae
Exons: 12
Coding region: 533-5881 (1782 amino acids)
Source: RefSeq, a predicted model, not a curated record
GGCAACGGAGAAGGUCUGGUGUCAGCUGGAUGAGCUGCUAAAGCUGACCAGGAUACGGCAAAGUGUCCACAAAUGUACUAUUUAAUAAACUCCAAAGUGCUUUUCUGUCAUGUUAUUCUCAAAAAAAUCGUGCUUGCAUCUCUUGCCGAAGCUUGAAAACCUUUAUGAGAAAGUGCCAGUUACCAAGUAUUUUAUUAUUUUGGUUGUUUUUUUCCCUUCUUUUACCCCUCUUUCUUUUCUCUGUUUCCUUUUCAUCUUGUCAAGGAAAAAAACAGGGAGGAGAAAAGUGCAUCCCUGGGUGCCCAGUGGCCACGGGCACGAUGCUGCUGCUGUCACAGAGCUUCAGUGGUUGCUGUGCAGUUGCCCAUGACCAGCUGGGACCGUUUGGAACUGGUGAGGGCACAGGCAUCUCCAUGGAAACCACGGGGGCAUUGUUACGACUGUUAUGUGGGGUAUUUAAGGCCCUGGAGCACCCUAGAGGUGGCAUUAGCCCUGUGAAUCCACGGCAAGUCUGCAUCCAAGGACACAGAAGAUGCCAGUGGACAAGGGAUCAAACGCCAGCUCCCAGCCCGCCAAGGGCAGGCGUGGAGUGGAAAGGAGAUGCCAGGUGGGCCACAGGCAGCCUGACGAAGGGCUGCACGGGAUCACGCUGCCACAGAGUCCCUGCCAAAGAAGGUUUCGGCCCAUCGUGACCCAGGAGGCACAGGAGGGCUGCCUGAGGCGCAGAGUGGUGCUGCCCCGCAGCAUGAGGACCGAGGAGCAGACACUUCGUCUGCCACUGCUGGUGGAAAGGGCACCUCAGCCGCCACCUCGGCCAGAGAGAGCAGCCAGCAGCUGCUGCGUGCUGCCUCCCCUGACACCGACACCCUCUGCCCCUACAUCCACCUUCAGUGACGUGGCCAUCGGCAGCACAAGGAACAGCCAAAAGCAGCUUUGCCCAGCUGUUGCCGAGCUGCGCCGCAUCUACGCACAUGGCAUCACUGUUGCGUCGCCAAGGAGCUGUCAGCCUGCCCCACGCAGGCCCACAGCCUCCGCCACAGCGAAGGGCACAGGAAAUGUGAGCACGGUCCUGCGCAACAACAGCACUGAGAGCCGGGGGCCCUGCCAGCAGGCAGUGGCAUGCCAGGGCCCAGCAUACGGCAGGGCUGCAAUGACAAGAAGAUACGCUAGCAGGAAGACGGGGCGAGAGGCAGAGCGCCAGCGAGCAAUGCUGGCAGCAGACAUCGAGGGCUGCCUCAAUGGCAAGUUGCUGGGGCUGCACAAGAAGGAAACCAGCCAGCAGCUGGUGGAACCUCAGGACAUGAGCCAAAUCCGGGAUGUGGCAGUGGCCAAAGAGGAGAAAGAGAGGGAAGAGGGCACUGAAAAAGUGCUGUCCCAAGUGGAAGAGGUCACCGUACGCAACCUCUGGGUCAACCCUUCAGUCCCGGAGCUCUUCCAGGACCCCCGGGCAGAUACCCAGGAGGGGUCUGAGUUCCCCAGCAGCAAGGGCAAGGAUGCGACAGGAGAGGCAGCUGGGGACUUGCAGAGAGCGUCUCCUGUGCCAGCCGUUCCCAGGGACACCAACCUGGCAGCUUCUACACUGGGUGAAGCUGCAGAGGAAGAGGAGCACUGCCCACCUCUCACUCCUGUGUCACAAGAGGAGGAGGCAGCACCGGCACCAGCGUCUCCUGUCUGUGGCGAGGAGGAGGCAGCACCACAGGAAGCCAGCCAGCAGCUGGUGGAACCCUGGGACAUGACCCAAAUCCUGGAUGUGGCAGUGGCCAAAGAGGAGAAAGAGAGGGAAGAGGGCACUGAAAAAGUGCUGUCCCAAGUGGAAGAGGUCACCGUACGCCACCUGUGGGUCAACCCCUCUCUCCCGGAGCUGUUCCAGGCCCCCCAGGUCGAUAUCGAGGAGGGGUCUGAGUUCCCAAGCCGCAUGGGCAUGGAUGCAACAGGGGAGGCGGGCGGAGACCCGCAAAGCGUGUCUCCUAUCACAGCCAGUCUCUUGGAGCAGGAGGAAGCACCACAGGCACAGAGCCACGCACCUGCCUUGCUCAGCCCUGAUGCCUGUGAGAUAGUUCUAGAGGAAACAGCCAAGCUUAUCACAAGGGAGGUCCUGCUGAAGGCUGUUUCUGAGGUCCACGGAGCCGAGCAGCAGCCUUUGGAACAGCAGGACAUGUCCCACAUCUUGGAUGUGACAGUGGAAUCAUUGACACCUGCAGCAGCUGGGGACGCUCAGUCUCCUGUGGCUGCAGAGUCUCAUAUGGAGACCGGCACAGCCUCUCCCAUCCCAACAGCAGAUGAGGCUGAAGAAGACAGGGCAUCUUCCACAUCUGGAGAACAUCAGGGAGAGGCCAGCACAGCCCUUGUUUCCCCCAAAGCACAUGAGGGUGAAAUGACAGCUUCGUUGCCUCAGAAGGCUGCAGCAGUGGUUCGAGCACCCUACUUUGCACCAGGAGCAGGCGAUGAAGGAGAGGCAGUGUCGACUCCCUUGGCUUGGGACUCUCGUUACCUGGUAAGUGAGGUGCCUGCGGCCAGUACUGGGGAUCCUGAGGUGCUGGAGGCGAGCGCAGCUCCCGGGGUGUGUGUGGCAGGGAGAUUCCCGCUGCUCCCUGUGCCAGAGCUUCUGGAGGAGCUGGAGGGGAGCAGUAUGGCCCACAACAGGCCCGGGCUCGACAUGCAAAGGAGAGCCAGCCAAGCGGGCUGCCUGCUGGGUAGCUCUGUGAAGAGAGAGAUCCAGCAUGAGGAGAGCAAGGGGCAUCAUUUGCCACCCAGGCAGAGAUGGAUGCCCAGUCACAGGCAGGUGAUUGCCAAGGACAGGGAGGUGCCAGGGACCUGGGAUGAGGAAGCUGAUGAUGAAGAGUUUGAGAGAAAGGAAGAGGAGGAGUGGGAAGAGGCCAUAGACAAAGAGCCGUCCGAAGUGGAAGAGAUCACCAUACACAGCCUCUGGGUCAACCCUUAUGUCCCAGAGCUCUUCCAGGAGCCUCAGGCAGAUAUCCAGGAGGGGUCUGGCUUCCCCAGCAGCAUGGGGAAAGAUGUGACAGGAGAGGCAGCUGGGGACUUGCAGAGAGCGUCUCCUGUGCCAGCCGUUCCCACGGACACCAAACUGGCAGCUUCUACACUGGCUGUAGCUGCAGAGGAAGAGGAGCACCAUGCACUUCUCACUCCAGUGGCACAGGAGGAGGUGGCACCGGCACCAGUGUCUCCUGCCUGUGGUGAGCAGGAGGCAGCACCCCAGGCACAGAGCCAGGCACUUGCUCUGCUCAGCCCACACGCCUCUGAGAUGAUUCUAGAAGAAAUGGCCAGGAGCAUCACCAAACAGGUCCUGAUCAUGAAUCUGGCUGUGGUCCAGGGAACCAGCCAGCAGCUGGCAGAACAUCAGGACAUGACCCAAAACUUAGAUGAAGCAACAGCAGUAAUGGAAUCUGCGGGGACUGGGGGCACUGAGUCUCCUGUGUGUGGAGACCAUCAAGGAGAGGCUGAAACAGGCAUUAUCUUACCAGAAACACAGCAAGAGGAAGUGGCAGCUUCAUGGACUGAGAUGCCUGUGGCAGAGGCUGGAGCAUGCCACUGUGCCCCUGAAGUAGCCAACGAAGGAAAUGCAGGAGCUACUGCCUCUGCUCGUGAAUCUGAGCACCUGGUGAGCGAGGAACCUAUGGCUGGCACCGGAGAUACUGACGAGAUUCAAGCAGGAGUCUUGCAUGAGCUAUCUGUGGCAGGGAGGUUCCCGCUGCUCCCUCUGCCAGAGCCUCUGGAGGAGCCGCAGAGGAGCAGCAUGGCCCACACCAGGCACAGGCUCCACAUGCAAAGGACAGCCAGCCUGCCUUGGCUGCUGGGCAGCUCUGUGGAAAGGCAGCUCCAGCAGCAGGAGGGCCGGAGGCCUCGUGCGGCCUUGCGGUGCAGACGGAUGCCCAGUCGCAGGCAGCAGGUGCCAGGGACCUCGGAUGAGGAAGCUGAUGAUGAGGAGUGUGACAGGAAGGAAGAGGACACAGACGAAGGGCUGUGCGAAGGGGAAGAGAUCACCUCCUCCAGGUUCUGGGUCGACCCUUUGGUCGCAGAGCCCUUCCAGGACCUCCAGGAGGAUAUCGAGGAGGGGCCUGGCUGCUCCAGCAGCGUGGGCAUGGAUGUGGCAGAAGAGGCUACUGCAGGCCUGCAGACCAUGUCUCCUACUCCAGCCGGACCCACAGACACUGAGUCGACAGCUUCUACAUUAGCUGUAGCUGCAGAGGAAGAGGAGCACCAUGCACUUCUCACUCCAGUGGCACAGGAGGAGGUGGCACCGGCACCAGUGUCUCCUGCCUGUGGUGAGCAGGAGGCAGCACCCCAGGCACAGAGCCAGGCACUUGCUCUGCUCAGCCCACACGCCUCUGAGAUGAUUCUAGAAGAAAUGGCCAGGAGCAUCACCAAACAGGUCCUGAUCAUGAAUCUGGCUGUGGUCCAGGGAACCAGCCAGCAGCUGGCAGAACAUCAGGACAUGACCCAAAACUUAGAUGAAGCAACAGCAGUAAUGGAAUCUGCGGGGACUGGGGGCACUGAGUCUCCUGUGUGUGGAGACCAUCAAGGAGAGGCUGAAACAGGCAUUAUCUUACCAGAAACACAGCAAGAGGAAGUGGCAGCUUCAUGGACUGAGAUGCCUGUGGCAGAGGCUGGAGCAUGCCACUGUGCCCCUGAAGUAGCCAACGAAGGAAAUGCAGGAGCUACUGCCUCUGCUCGUGAAUCUGAGCACCUGGUGAGCGAGGAACCUAUGGCUGGCACCGGAGAUACUGACGAGAUUCAAGCAGGAGUCUUGCAUGAGCUAUCUGUGGCAGGGAGGUUCCCGCUGCUCCCUCUGCCAGAGCCUCUGGAGGAGCCGCAGAGGAGCAGCAUGGCCCACACCAGGCACAGGCUCCACAUGCAAAGGACAGCCAGCCUGCCUUGGCUGCUGGGCAGCUCUGUGGAAAGGCAGCUCCAGCAGCAGGAGGGCCGGAGGCCUCGUGCGGCCUUGCGGUGCAGACGGAUGCCCAGUCGCAGGCAGGUGGCGCCAGGGACCUUGGAUGUGGAAGCUGAUGAUGAGGAGUUGGAGAGAAAGGAAGAGGAGUGGGAAGAGGCCAUAGACAAAGAGCUGUCCGAAGUGGAAGAGCUCACCGUACACAACCUCUGGGUCAACCCUUAUGUCCCAGAGCUCUUCCAGGACCCCCAGGCAGAUAUCCAGGAGUGGUCUGGCUUCCCCAGCAGCAUGGGCAUGGAUGUGACAGGAGAGGCAGCUGGGGGCUUGCAGAGAACGUCUCCUGUGCCAGCCGUUCCCAUGGACACCAAACUGGCAGCUUCUACACUGGGUGUAGCUGCAGAGGAAGAGGAGCACUGCCCACCUCUCACUCCUGUGUCACAAGAGGAGGAGGCAGCACCGGCACCAGCGUCUCCUGUCUGUGGCGAGGAGGAGGCAGCACCACAGGACCCCCAGGCCGAUACCCAGGAGGGGACUGGCUUCCCCAGCAGCAAGGGCAAGGAUGUGACAGGAGAGGCAGCUGGGGACUUGCAGCGAGCGUCACCUGUCCCAGCCGUUCCCACGGACACCAAACUGGCAGCUUCUACACUGGGUGAAGCUGCAGAGGAAGAGGAGCACUGCCCACCUCUCACUCCUGUGUCACAAGAGGAGGAGGCGGCACUGACACCAGCUUCCCUUGGUGCUGAUGAGCAGGAGGCAGCACCACAGGCACAGAGCCAGGCACUUGGCCUGCUCAGUCCAAAUGCACAGGAGGGGGUUCCACAGGAAGCAGCCGUGCUCAUCACAAGGGAGCCUCCGGUCCAGGGUGUGGAUCAGGAAACCAGCCAACAGCUGGUGGAAUAUCAGGACAUGACCCAAAUCCUCAGUGUAGCCUCAGGGAGAAGCCAGCGCAGCCGUUGCCUCCCCAACAGCGCCUGA